Molecule: messenger RNA, 2118 nt
Organism: Sinocyclocheilus rhinocerous
Lineage: Eukaryota; Metazoa; Chordata; Actinopteri; Cypriniformes; Cyprinidae
Product: 6-phosphofructo-2-kinase/fructose-2,6-bisphosphatase-like
Exons: 13
Coding region: 1-1293 (430 amino acids)
Biological process (GO): fructose metabolic process; fructose 2,6-bisphosphate metabolic process
Cellular component (GO): cytosol; 6-phosphofructo-2-kinase/fructose-2,6-biphosphatase complex
Molecular function (GO): ATP binding; 6-phosphofructo-2-kinase activity; fructose-2,6-bisphosphate 2-phosphatase activity
Source: RefSeq, a predicted model, not a curated record
AUGUAUCACUCACAAAUUGAACUGACACAAAAUCCUCUGGAGAAGAUCUGGGUGCCAUGGAUGAGCAGCAGGUUGAGACGGAGAAGAGGCUCAUCAGUACCACAGUUCACCAACUCGCCCACCAUGAUUGUGAUGGUUGGUCUGCCUGCCCGAGGAAAGACUUACAUCUCAAAGAAACUCACACGUUACCUCAACUGGAUUGGAGUUCCCACCAGGGUGUUUAACGUUGGACAGUACCGCAGAGAUGCUGUACGCACCUAUAAGAGUUUUGAAUUCUUCCGCCCAGACAAUGAAGAGGCCAUGAAAAUUCGCAAAGCUUGUGCUCUGGCGGCGUUGAAGGACGUCUUUUGUUACUUCACUCAGGAUCAUGGACAAGUGGCAGUGUUCGAUGCGACCAACACAACAAGAGAACGUAGAGAGGUGAUCCUCACCUUUGCUAAAGAGAACGGCUAUAAAGUGUUUUUUGUUGAGUCUCUUUGUGAUGACCCAGAAAUCAUUGCAGAAAACAUCAAGCAAGUGAAGCUGAGCAGUCCUGAUUAUGUUAACUGUGAUAAAGAGGAGGCUGUGACUGACUUCCUUAAGAGAAUAGACUGCUACAAACUCACAUACGUUCCUUUAGAUGAUGACAAAGACAGGAACCUGCCAUACAUUAAGAUCUUUAACGUGGGCAGCAGGUACCUGGUUAAUCAGGUCCAAGAUCAUAUUCAGAGCAGGAUCGUCUACUAUCUGAUGAACAUCCAUGUCACACCUCGCACUAUCUACCUCUGUCGUCAUGGAGAGAGUGAACUCAACCUUUUGGGGCGUAUCGGAGGUGAUUCCGGCCUCUCGCCACGAGGAAUGAAGUUUGCUGCAGCUCUAGGCACAUACAUCAGGGGUCAGUGCAUCCUGGAUCUGAAGAUCUGGACCAGUCACUGGCCUGUGUUUUUAUCCUUGUUUUAUUUGUAUUGCAAUGCUUGUGUAUUUGUGUGUGUUCAGUCCUAUGAGGAUCUGGUUCAGCGUUUAGAGCCUGUAAUCAUGGAGCUUGAGCGGCAGGAGAACGUUCUGGUCAUAUGUCAUCAGGCUGUCAUGCGCUGUCUGCUGGCGUACUUCCUAGACAAAACCUCAGAUGAGCUGCCUUAUCUGAAGUGUCCUCUGCAUACGGUGAUGAAACUCACUCCUGUUGCCUAUGGCUGUGAAGUUGAGUCCAUUUUCCUGAAUGUUGAAGCAGUAAACACACACAGAGACAGACCUGUGAAUGUGGAUGUGGACAGAGAUCCAGAGGAUGCUUUACUGACCGUACCAGAACACAACUAGACAAGACCACACCAGUUCAGUUCUCUAAAUGAUUACAUAUAUUUUCCUUAUUUGUAUGGCCUUCUGACCUUGGGUAUAAUUUUGUAAUAUUUGCAAUAAUUUUGGGGUGAGUGGUGUUAUUCACUGUUAACGGUGUCUCUCAGAUCUUGUCAGAUAUUGUAUAAAAUUACAUGUUAAGUGAAUGAGAAAUGCCAACUACUUUAGAUUCAGUUAUUUAGAUUUAUACAUUGAUGUCAUGAAAAUGUAUGUUAUGGAAGGUGUAUGUGUAAAGCAAAAGAUUAGAAGGUCUAAUUGUGCAUUUGUUGUGAUGUUCCUGCUUUAUGAGUCAAAUGACUGUCAGUCCAGAGACAUCACAGCUGACCAGAUCAUUUAAUCUCUCAAACUGCAUCUCACAGGCUUCAUUAAAGGUGAAGACAGUCAUUUUUUGUUGUGUUGUCCUAUAUGGCAGUCUACAUUAGGGUCCUCAAAUAGCAGACCGUCUUCUGGUUCUUGGUUCCAACUGGACUGUGAAACCUAAAGACAACAGUAGCACCAUUUAACCAUUUCUACUGUUUAAUGUGAGCAGUGCAUCAAAACAAUGGAGCAGUACACUCCUCAAAGCACUCAGGGUAAUUUAUGGUAAUAAUCUUUUGAUGCUAUAUACUCUAAAAAUAUGCUUGCUUCAUUCAAGCCCUUCCUACUCCUGGCGCAUUGUUUCUCUCCCCCACUAAAGAUGUUAACGCUUCACAUUAAGAGCUGCAGAUGAUAGUAUCAACAGCUGACCACUGCUUGGAAGGAAAUAUAGAGAUCAGGGGCCUCAUUUAUAAAGCGUGCGUAUGCUCAGAU